Molecule: messenger RNA, 2158 nt
Organism: Phanerochaete carnosa HHB-10118-sp
Lineage: Eukaryota; Fungi; Basidiomycota; Agaricomycetes; Polyporales; Phanerochaetaceae
Product: glycoside hydrolase family 78 protein
Exons: 8
Coding region: 1-2013 (670 amino acids)
Biological process (GO): carbohydrate metabolic process
Source: RefSeq, a predicted model, not a curated record
AUGCGUCUGAGCGGUGCUUUACUUGUGCUGCUGUCGGCAGCAGCGACUGGUCGAUGUGCGGCACCAUCUGGACCUUGGGACACAUUCAACCUCGCACCUGCGACCAGGGUGGUACGGCCUACGGGCCUGAAAGAGGUCGUUGGUGCGGUCCAGAAUGCUCAAGGUCUUCUGUCAGAAACAGGCGCCGCGACGUUCUCCGGCAAUGAGUCCUGGCUGACGCUGGACUUUGGUAAGGAGGUCGGGGGGCUCAUCUCGAUGACACUUGAAAGUGCUUCUCCCUCUUCCUCGCUGGCCCUGUCCUUCACAGAGUCGCCUAUGUUCAUCAGCCCGCUGACAUCUGACGACUCAUCAAACUCCGCACCGAAUAUGUCCUACGACGGCGUUCUGCACCUGCAGACGCCGCUACAGCCCGGGCUAUGGACGCAGCCAUCUGUGAGGCUACGGGGUGGCUUCCGGUACCUCACACUGGUGUCUACAUCGAACGCAGCCAUUGCCGUCUCGAAUGUGUCAUGUUCCAUCUCGUUCAUGCCGCACGUCGACAACAUGCGCGAGUACAGUGGCUAUUUCUAUGCUUCUGAUCCGGUAUUCCAUGACAAGGACUUUCUGACCAAGGCAUGUGCAAUAAUCUGGUAUUCGGGCGCGUAUACAGUGCAGACAGAUACGGUACCGUUGCACACCGGCCGACAGAUUCCGGCUGUGUCGUCGCCUGGAUGGGCGAACAAUGCGACCUUAGGUGUUGCAGGCCCUAUCAUUGUCGACGGAGCGAAACGAGACCGUGCGGUCUGGCCAGGUGACAUGGGCGUCGCGGUCCCUACACAAUUCGUGUCGACAAACGACCUCGUCCCGACGCGGAAUGCACUCUCGACGAUGUUCGCCGCGACGAACCCGUUGACGGGCGCACUGCCUGAGUCCGGGCCACCGCUCUCGCAGAUGGGAAGUGACACCUAUCAUAUGUGGACGCUCAUCGGCGCGCAUAACUACGUGCGCUUCUCGGGCGACACCGUCUGGUUAAGUGGCGUGUGGGCGAACUACACGAAGGCGGUCGGGUUUGUGCUCGGGAAAGUCGACAGCUCUGGGCUUAUGAACGUCACUGGUCUCCGCGAUUGGGGGCGCCUGGAAAGCGGCGGGCACAACGCCGAGGGCAAUGCCUUAUUGUAUCAGGUGAGUUGCGAAUUCCUCUCCACGGACCUUGCGAAUACUCUCAACGACUCCGCCUUGGCUGCGAAUUGGUCCUCAAGCGCCGCAGCGCUGAAGACACGCUUCAAUGAGGCAUUCUGGCUACCGUCCGCGGGCAUGUAUAGCGACAAUGAGACGACAACGCUUUGUCCACAAGAUGCGAACUCGAUGUCGGUGCUGUACAACCUGACGACGUCUGCUGAACAGGCGAACUCAGUCAGCGAAGGUCUGACGAAAUAUUGGAAUGACCUGGGUGCCAUCGCCCCUGAGCUGCCAGAUAACAUCUCGCCGUUCAUCGGGUCGCUGGAGCUCCAAGCGCAUUUUCAGUCCGGCAACGACCUGACAGCCAUGGACUUAUUGCGUCGGGAGUGGGGGUAUAUGCUAUACACCAACCUCAGCGUGCAGUCAACGUUACUGGAAGGCUUUACCUCAAACGGUUCCCUCUACUACCGGUCAUACCAAGGCUACAGCUACGAUGCCUCCUACACAAGCCACUCGCACGGCUGGAGCUCAGGGCCGACCUCGGCGUUGACGUUCUAUGUUCUCGGGCUGACGGUGACGUCUAACCAGGGUCGUACGUGGUCCAUCGCGCCGCACACAUCGGGGCUCUCUGCUGCUCAGGGCGGCUUCGAGACGCCUUUGGGCUGGUACGGCGUGCAGUGGUCGCUGGAGGGGAAAACGUUCAAACUCAGCGUAGACGUUCCUGCAGAGACCAGCGGCACUGUGCGUCUACCGCUUGCCGGGACGGUCACCGUCGACGGGAAGAGCACGUCUGUUGGAGGUGGAGCUGAGAUUUCUUUGGCUGGAGGUAACCAUAGCAUCGUGGUUCAGUCGUAACCAUGCAAUAUCUGCUUUAGGCGCGACAACCUUUUGUACUAAAUGCUCCAAUUCUAAGCACACCAGUUUCUCGUUCCGAGUCGUUCGCGCUGCUGCUUACGCUCUUGGGUUUCCUGAUCGUCUGUAAUAGCAUUGUCAGACCGCC